Messenger RNA from Scomber japonicus (chub mackerel), 1818 nucleotides. RefSeq names its product polypeptide N-acetylgalactosaminyltransferase 10-like. The record is from RefSeq and is a predicted model, not a curated record. NCBI's taxonomy places the organism in Eukaryota, Metazoa, Chordata, Actinopteri, Scombriformes, Scombridae. The coding region runs from base 1 to 1818 and encodes 605 amino acids. Gene Ontology annotation, cellular component: Golgi apparatus. The transcript has 12 exons.
AUGAGGCGGAAAGAGAAGCGGCUGCUGCAGUUCGCCGGGCUGCUCAUAGCGGCUCUUCUUUUCCUCCCCAAUGUCGGGCUGUGGUCUUUGUACAGGGACCGAGUGCUCGUCAACUCGCCCGACACAGUGGACGGUCCGGGCGGCAUUCCCCAGACACAGGGCCUGAACCAGAUGAGGAAGGUUGCUCAGGUGGGACUCGAUGGUGUGCGGAGGACAGACUGGCAUGACUAUGAAGCAAUUAGGAGAGAUGCUGCUCGCAGUGGUAACGGUGAACAGGGGAAACCAUUUCCUCUGACAGAUGCUGAUCGGGUCGACCAGGCCUACAGGGAGAACGGCUUCAACAUAUAUGUCAGCGACAGGAUAUCUCUCAACCGCUCCCUCCCGGACAUCCGCCAUUUAAACUGUAAACAGAAGCUGUAUGCGGAGAAGCUGCCCAACACCAGUAUCAUCAUCCCAUUCCAUAACGAGGGCUGGUCGUCGCUUCUGAGGACCGUUCACAGCGUACUCAACCGCUCUCCUCCACAGCUCAUUGCCGAGGUCAUCCUGGUCGACGACUUCAGCGACAAAGAGCACCUAAAGGUGGCACUAGAGGAGUACAUGAUGCGGAUGCCAAAAGUUCGCAUCAUGCGGACUAAGAAGAGGGAGGGUUUGAUCAGAACCCGCCUGCUGGGAGCUGCUGCUGCAAAAGGAGAGGUCAUCACUUUCCUGGACUCCCACUGCGAAGCCAACGUCAACUGGCUGCCCCCAUUGCUAGACCGAAUCGCCCAGAACAGGAAGACUAUCGUGUGUCCAAUGAUUGACGUGAUCAACCACGACAAUUUCGGCUAUGACACUCAGGCAGGGGACGCCAUGCGAGGGGCGUUUGAUUGGGAAAUGUACUACAAACGAAUUCCCAUUCCUCCAGAGCUGCAGAGGGACGACCCCAGUGAACCCUUUGAGUCGCCAGUGAUGGCAGGUGGACUGUUCGCUGUGGACAGGAAGUGGUUCUGGGACCUGGGAGGAUACGACACUGGUUUGGAGAUCUGGGGAGGAGAACAAUAUGAGAUUUCCUUCAAGGUGUGGAUGUGUGGUGGUCGGAUGGAGGACAUCCCUUGCUCCAGGGUAGGACACAUCUAUAGGAAGUACGUCCCCUACAAGGUCCCUGGAGGGAUCAGCUUGGCAAAGAACCUAAAACGUGUGGCGGAGGUGUGGAUGGAUGAAUACGCUGAAUUUGUUUACCAGCGCCGGCCGGAGUAUCGCCACCUGUCAGCCGGAGAUAUGACGGCACAGAAGGAGCUGAGGAGUCGCCUAAUCUGCAAGAGCUUCAAGUGGUUCAUGAACGAGGUGGCCUGGGAUCUGCCCAAACACUACCCACCGGUGGAGCCUCCUGCUGCUGCGUGGGGAGAGAUACGGAAUGUGGGUAGCGGCCUAUGUAUGGAGAUUAAACAUUUCGUAUCGGGGAGCCCCAUCCGCUUGGAGAGCUGUGUGAAGGGGCGGGGUGAGGUGGCCUGGAGUCAUGGGCAGGUGUUGACAUUUGGUUGGAGGGAGGAUAUUCGGGUCGGUGAUCCCAUGCACACGAGGAAGGUCUGUUUUGACGCCGUCUCUCACAACAGCCCGGUCACUCUGUACGACUGUCAUGGCAUGAAGGGGAACCAGCUGUGGAGCUACAGGAAGGAUAAGAGUCUGUAUCACCCCGUCAGUAACAGCUGUAUCGACAGCAGCCCGGGCGAGCGGCGAGUCUACAUGAACACAUGUGACCCCUCGUCUCUCAGCCAGCAGUGGCUGUUCGAGAGAACGAACACCACCGUGCUGGAGCACUUUAACCGUGGCACUGACUGA